This is a messenger RNA of Cynoglossus semilaevis (tongue sole), 3369 nucleotides long. Its product is annotated as copine-3. NCBI's taxonomy places the organism in Eukaryota, Metazoa, Chordata, Actinopteri, Pleuronectiformes, Cynoglossidae. Gene Ontology annotation, molecular function: calcium-dependent phospholipid binding; receptor tyrosine kinase binding. Gene Ontology annotation, cellular component: plasma membrane. Bases 176 to 1792 code for a protein of 538 amino acids. The transcript is spliced from 16 exons. The record is from RefSeq and is a predicted model, not a curated record. Gene Ontology annotation, biological process: cellular response to calcium ion; ERBB2 signaling pathway.
UCGGUGAAGGGACCGGAGACCUUUCUACUGUUGCUGCUGCUGUGUGUCGUCGUAGUGGGCGGACUCUGACGCGGAGCACACAGAUGUCUUUUUAGGCUACACGACACCUUCAGAUUGACACCAUUGUCGUCUUCUGCUUAUUUUUGUUGACUUUCAAACUUGUUGACAGACCGACAUGGCAGCCCAGUGUGUCACCAAGGUGGAGUUGACCGUCUCUUGUGAGAACCUCCUGGACAAAGACAUUGGCUCCAAGUCAGACCCUCUCUGUGUGCUGUUGAUGUCCAGCACAGACUCCCAGUGGUAUGAGCUGGCACGAACAGAAAAAGUUCAAAACUGCCUGUCGCCAAAGUUUGCCAAGAAGUUUGUCAUCGACUACUACUUUGAAAUAGUGCAGAAACUCAAAUUUGGGGUCUACGACAUCGACAACAAGACCGUCGACCUGAGCGACGAUGACUUCCUGGGGGAGCUGGAGUGCACAUUGGGCCAGGUUGUGUCCAGUAAGAAACUGAUCCGCCCACUUGUUUUGAAGAACAAGUCUCCUGCAGGGAAAGGGACGAUCACAAUCAAUGCUGAAGAAAUAAAGGACAACAGGGUGGUGAACUUCGAAGUGCAAGCUAGAAAACUAGAUAACAAGGAUUUGUUUGGAAAGUCAGACCCUUAUUUAGAGUUCUACAAGCAGACGGCAACAUCAUGGCAGCUGGCUCAUAGGACCGAGGUGGUGAAGAACAACCUCAAUCCAACAUGGAGACCAUUUCGAAUCCCACUGCAGUCUCUGUGUGGAGGAGACAUGGACAAACCCAUAAAGGUUGAGUGUUACGACUACGACAACGACGGUUCCCACGAUCUCAUCGGGACCUUCGAAACAACCAUGAAGCGCCUCCAGGAAGCAUCGCACUCCUCUCCGGCGGAGUUUGAGUGCAUUAACAGCAAAAAGAAGCAGAAGAAGAAAGGCUACAAAAACUCUGGGGUGGUCAGCGUGAAGCUGUGCCAGGUGGUGAAAGAGUACACAUUCCUGGAUUAUAUCAUGGGAGGCUGCCAGAUAAACUUCACUGUGGCCAUCGACUUCACAGGCUCCAACGGAGAUCCCAGGUCUCCUCAGUCGCUGCAUUACAUUAGCCCGCAGGGUGUGAACGAGUACCUGACAGCUAUCUGGUCUGUGGGAAACGUCAUUCAGGACUAUGACAGUGACAAGAUGUUUCCCGCCUUCGGCUUUGGAGCCCAGAUUCCUCCUAACUGGCAGGUGAACCAUGAGUUUCCGCUCAACUUCAACCCCGCAAAUCCAUUUUGUGCAGGUGUUGAAGGCAUCGUGGAGGCCUACAGGGUGUGUCUGCCUCAGGUCAAACUCUACGGUCCCACCAACUUCUCCCCAAUCAUUAACCAUGUAGCCUCCUUUGCUAACCAAGCCCUCCAGCAGACUACAGCAUCACAAUACUUUGUUCUGCUGAUCAUCACUGACGGGGUGAUCACCGACAUGGACGAGACCCGCAACGCCAUCGUCAACGCCUCUCGCCUGCCAAUGUCCAUCAUCAUUAUAGGAGUCGGGGGAGCCGACUUCACCGCCAUGGAGUUCCUGGACGGCGACGAUGGCCGUCUGCGCUCUCUGUCCGGAGAAACUGCCAUGAGAGACAUAGUCCAGUUUGUUCCAUUUAGGCAGUUCAAAAACGCUCCCAAAGAAGCGCUUGCUAAGAGUGUGUUGGCAGAAGUCCCGUCUCAGCUGGUGGAGUUCUUUACUGUGAUGAAGCUGAAACCCCCCAUCUCCCAACCUGCAGCCAAUCCUGCCGGGACGGUGUGAGCGUACAGGGAGGGAGAACAAACACAGACCACUCUCACUUCCUGCACACACAAAUCUGAUCCUAGCUUCUUGCAGUUCAUUGACCAAGGCUCCCUUUCAGAUUUCAUCACUAGAAAAAAAAAAAACACUCCAGCCUGUGGGCCAGAUUGUUUUUUUUUUUUAAACAUGAUGCAGUUUUGUUCAAUUCAUGGUGCUUCAUCCAGGGAUUAAAAUCAUUCCUUCAUGUCUUAAUAGCAGGGGAAAAAAACAGCUUUUUGAAAAUAGAGUAGUGUAUAUGAAUAUUUUUUUAAAAUAUAAAAGGCUGUAGCAUGUGUUAAGAUAUGUUUAGACCACGGGUCUUAAAUGCAAAUGAGCUGAGGGCCACAGCUGCAAACAUCACAUUAUGUCGGUGUUUAAUAUUAAUAUAAAAAACAACAAAUAUUUUAGUAUGAUAUUUCCGUGUAAACACCGAGUGAAAAUUUUAUUUUUAAAUUAGCAAAUUCAAAGUUAAAUUAUCGAGAAAAAAAACAUACCUCAAGAGCAAAAAUUCAAUUAUUGUUUAUGGGGCCAAAUGUGUAGGGGUUUACAGGUCAGAAGUGGACCCCGGGACCUGGCGUAUGAGAUCCCUGGUUUUGACCAUGAGGGUUUGGAACAAAUAUAAGAACAAUAUUAAAUACAUAUUGACAAGUAGUUGUGGAUUCAAAGCGUGGGCCAGAAGUUUAGGACCCCUGUUUUAGACAGUAAAGAUUUUCGUUAUAGUCAUAUGAGAUCCAUGUUUUUAGAGACUCACAGCUAAGGCCAGUGAACUCCCAUUCACAAUGUUCCAAUAUUAUGUACUUCGCACUCAGUACUAAUAACAUGACUAUAAAAGUGCUUUUUGUUAUUCAGGUAUCCGUAUAUGGGCUUUAGUCAGUACGUCUGUUAUAUUUUAUAUUACUUAGGAAUCUAUCAAUUCAAUCUCAAAUUACAUCUCACAGUGUUUCUUUUUUAUAACGUAUGUCGACCUGAUAUUUAGUACAGUUUGCUUGUAAAACAAGCAAACUCGAUUUUUUAACUGAUAGAAAGUCUGUAGAACUUUGUGAAAAUCAUAAAUCGGCUCAAGGUCUAAAUGUAGCUAAUUUAGCUGAAUUAAGUUACAUUAUUUUUUUUAACCAUACUUUGCGGUGUUAAAAGGGUACAGUAAUUUAAUUGUCUGUCCAACCUUAUCGCUAACAGCCAAACAAAGACAACGCAUGUUUUUAUUUCUAUUUCCGUUUCUAUUUUUCUAAUUGUGGUAUUCAUGGGUCAUUUCCUGGACACAGGGUCGUCUAAAUGACCUGCUCUUGUGGUCUUAAAGUAGUCAAGAGUAAAUCUCAGUUUAUAAGGAAGGGCAGUUUAUCAGUACGCUAUGUUAUCUUACGGUGUGUUCCUAACAAACGGGACAGCUGAGCCAACGUCAGUGUUACUGAUUUUACAGCUAAUUUGUGCCUAAUGUUGUGCAACAUAAUGCAGCUGCUGGGAAUGUAAAAGGCCUUGUAUUUUAUUAUCCAAAGAGCAACUCGCCUGAAAUUAAAGUGCCUCCUGUUCAGCACAAAAAUUAAAACACCCAUUGACGAUGA